This is a messenger RNA of Closterium sp. Naga37s-1, 483 nucleotides long. The record is from the annotation of a GenBank genome assembly. Lineage: Eukaryota; Viridiplantae; Streptophyta; Zygnematophyceae; Desmidiales; Closteriaceae.
AUGGGAGGAACAAGGGAUAGGCGGAUUGUGGGGUUUUCGGGGACUUGUGCUGCGGUGGACCGGGCUGCUAUGAGAGCUAGAGAGAGAGAGAGAGAGAGAAGAGAGAGAGAGAGAGAGAGAGAGAGAGAGAGAGAGAGAGAGAGAGAGGACGAGAGAGAGGACGAGAGAGCGAGAACGAGAGAGUGGACGAACGAGAGAGAACGAACGAGAGAUUUGACAAAAGAGAACGAGAGAACGACAGAGACGGAACGAGAGAGAGAGAGAGAACGAGAGAGAGAGAGAGAGAAGAGAGAGAGAGAGAGAAGAGAGGAGAGAGAGAGAGAGAGAGAGAGAGAGAGAGAGAGAACGAGAGAGAGAGAGAGAGAGAGAGAACGAGAGAGAGAGAGAGUACGAGAGAGAGAGAGAGAACGAGAGAGAGAACGAGAGAGAGGGAACGAGAGGGAGAACGAGAGCAUCGCCAAUUUGGGGGGGCCCACCACUUAA